AUGGCUCUAGGAAGGAACCACACAGCCGUGACAAAAUUUAUCCUCCUGGGAUUUUCAGAUCAUCCUCAACUGAAGAUUUUCCUCAUCGUGUUAUUUCUGGGCAUGUACCUCCUGACCCUCACCUGGAAUCUGAGCCUCAUCGCCCUCAUCAGGCUGGACUCACACUUACACACACCCAUGUACUUCUUCCUGAGUAACCUGUCCUUCCUGGACAUCUGCUCUGUCUCCACCACAACCCCUAAGCUGCUCUCCAAUAUCAUCACGCAGCAGAAAACCAUCUCCUUUAUUGGCUGUGCCACGCAGUUCUUUGUCUUCUGUGGAAUGGGGCUGACUGAGUGUUUUCUUUUGGCAGCCAUGGCCUAUGACCGGUAUGCGGCCAUCUGCAACCCACUGCUCUACACGGCCCUCAUAUCGCCCACGCUCUGCUUGAAGAUGGUGAUUGGAUCCUACGUGGGCGGGUUCCUUAGUUGUUUCAUACAAACAUCCUCCGUGUUUCAGCACGAUUUCUGUGGGCCCAACGUGAUCAACCACUUCUUCUGUGACCUUCCUCCCGUCCUGAUUCUCUCUUGCAGUGACACCUUCGUCAGUCAGGUGGUGAACUUCCUCAUGGGCGUUGCUGUGGGAGUGAUAUCGGUCCUGGUGAUCCUCAUCUCUUACGGGUACAUCGUGGCUGCUGUCCUGAAGAUCAAGUCUGCGGAUGGCAGGAGCAAGGCCUUCAGCACCUGUGCCUCUCACCUCACUGCGGUGGCGCUCUUCUACGGCUCUGGUCUCUUCAUGUACAUGCGACCCACUUCCAGCUACUCCCUAAACCGGGACAAGGUGGUGUCCGUAUUCUACGGUCUGAUUAUUCCUAUGGUGAAUCCUCUUGUCUAUAGUCUUAGGAAUAAGGAGAUUAAAAAUGCCAUGAGGAAAUUGGUGGAAAGGAACUGUGUUUUCUCACGGACUUUGUGUUUUUGA
Molecule: messenger RNA, 957 nt
Organism: Sorex araneus (European shrew)
Lineage: Eukaryota; Metazoa; Chordata; Mammalia; Eulipotyphla; Soricidae
Product: olfactory receptor 5A2
Exons: 1
Coding region: 1-957 (318 amino acids)
Biological process (GO): G protein-coupled receptor signaling pathway; sensory perception of smell
Cellular component (GO): membrane
Molecular function (GO): odorant binding; G protein-coupled receptor activity; olfactory receptor activity
Source: RefSeq, a predicted model, not a curated record